GUUGGCGGUCUGAUCGGCGUAUUUAUGGGAAUUAGUUUUAUUUCGCUGACGGAAAUUAUUUACUACUUGUGCAUAAGACCCAAACGAUCUAAAUGUGAACAGGAUAAAAAGAUCUCCCUGGGCAAACCACGCGUUCUUUUGGCAAAGAGAUCAAGAAUGGUUUUUGUUAAUCCUUACAAAUUCUCUACGAAUUCACCACAAUCCCUCAACAAUCCUGCUGCAAGACGUCAAUUUGUGCCAUAUCAUUGAUUUUGUCAACACGAUGAUGAACUAUGAAAAAUUUAACUAAGAAAUUUAUUCAUAAAAUUAAAAAAUUUUAUUAUACAAAAAGAGAAGGAGAAGGUUAAUCCUUCGUCACACAAUUUAUGGUUUGACCACCAAUAGGAUGCACACGAAUUUAUUUGAAAACUACAGUAGUAAAUAUGUAAAUGCGUUCGUCAAGGUCACCUUAUAUUCACCAUAUUCACCAAAUAUUGAUAUCAAAGUUAUUAUUCGUCACCUGCUGACAACUGAUAUGUAACAUUUUUUACUAUAAACAAAUAUACCGACAUACUUACAUACUUCGUGGGAAUGUGAAGUGGGGGAAAUACAUUCUCAUCUACGUCGACUGAAACUUGAAGUGAUGAGCAGUGAUGCGGUGAGGAGUUAAGUUAUAAAUGGGUACUCUUUGGGGCAGCAUGAAUUCUUAUACUGAAGAUCGUUUGUUACAAUUAAAACCAAAAUUCACACCUGAAAAGCAAAAGUCAACUGUUCUCCAAAAACAUAAGAGCAGUGAUUGCUCCAGCGAGGAAAUGGACGAUGAACACCUUUGUACUAAAGAAGCUGCAAAGAAAAGCGUGAAAUAUUAUUUACAAAAUUCCACUUUGCAUGACUUGAAAUAUAUUGCUGAGGAGAAAAUAACUUUACCCGAAAGAAUUUUCUUCGGGCUCUCUUUUAUCGGUGUUGUUAUUUUAUCUGGAUUCUUCAUAUCCAAUAUCUACGUUAAAUGGUCCGCUUCACCGAUAAUAAUAUCGACUAGUGCCAGGCAAACCCUUGCUAGUGAUGUACCCUUCCCCGCAGUAACCAUAUGCAACCUUAAUCAGGCAUCCAAAAGUAAAGUCCAAGACAUACCCACUUCUUUUUACAGACAGAAUUUAAACUAUUCGCUGCUCAUGAGCCUCUGUGGUCAAACUCAGCUGGGUGAAUCUUUUAAUGUUCGAGGAACCUGGUCAAACUUCAAAACCAUACUAAAAGCGGUGGCUCAACCCUGCGAUGAAAUGCUUUUGUACUGUAGCUUCGGCGCAAAGCAAGAAAACUGCUCAGUGAUUUUCAACUCUGCCUUGACUGACGAUGGAUUAUGCUGCACAUUUAACGCUUUGGAUCCGAUUUUUAUGCAACGAAACUUCAGUGAUGAGGAUCGUAUCUCGCCGAAAUCCUCUAACCAUUUCGUACCCAUGGAUUGGACGCCUGAAAGUGGUUAUAAUAGAGAUUUGCCCAAAAACUAUUAUCCACGAGUUUCGGGUGGCACAGGCAGCAGACUAGGUCUAACCGUGGUUUUGAAUUCCUCAGCUUCGGAGUAUUAUUGCACGAAAUCUAAAAGCAUCGGUUUCAAGAUUCUAUUGCAUAACCCCGCCGAGUUGCCAAGAGUAACUAAUUAUGGAUUUCUAGUCACAACCGGACGAGAGGCUCGUAUUCCCAUCGAACCCAUCUAUGAGGAUGCGGUACCCGCCAUACGGUCUAUUAGUAAAGAGAAACGGCGUUGCCUCUUCUCCGACGAAGGCGAUCUAACCUACUACCGCACUUACUCUCGCCGGAAUUGUGAAAUCGAGUGCGAGGCGAAAAUAUUGAUUGACAAGUGUGAUUGUGUUUUAUACUAUUUGCCACGCAUCAAUGGCUCAGCACGGAUUUGUGGACCCAAUGACAAUCCAUGUACGAAUGAGGUACAAACACAAAUCGAGUCGUCGGACAAGAAGGUGACUUGCGCUAAUUGUUGGCCAGCUUGCUUUGAAUUGAGCUACAAGGUAAGAGUAACUUCCACGACAAUCUCUUAUGGGCAAUUUUUGACCGCCGACGAAUGGUCGCCUGAGCUGUUUGGUUCAGCUACAAACUUCACAGAAAUAUCCAUCGUAAACUUCUACUAUUUAUCAAACAUAUUGCGCAGCACGACAAAGUCAGAAAUGUUCGGCUUUACUGAGUUUCUAUCUAACACUGGUGGACUAUUGGGCUUGUUUAUGGGCUUCAGUAUUUUCUCGGUUAUCGAAACAGUCUAUUACGUCACAGUCCGUCCCUAUUGUGCCAGUCGCACCAUGCAGCUGUCACGUCGCCGGCGGCUACGGAACAUGAAAUGGCUGCGUGCUAUUCGGAGCAAAGUUAGACCAGAGAGAUAUGAUGGCAGUUCAAGAUUCUGGGCGAAAGAUGGAAAACAGAAGAAGUUUUUUAAUAAUAAAAAUUAUCGAAAUAACUUAAAUCAUAUAUUAUUACAACACAAACAAAAUAAAUUUAAUAAUGAUGGCACUUUACUGUAUCCCUACUUGGAGUGAAGUUUACAAAAAAAAAAAUUAAAGCUAACAUAAUUUUGUAUUAAUAAGUUUUCGUUAGCGCAAAGUAAUUAAAUGAACACCAAAUCAACUUUAUUAUUUCUCUCCCACUAAAUAACAGUGAUUUCU
Ceratitis capitata (Mediterranean fruit fly) is the source of this 2645-nucleotide messenger RNA. Its product is annotated as pickpocket protein 28-like. The record is from RefSeq and is a predicted model, not a curated record. The transcript has 10 exons. Gene Ontology annotation, molecular function: ligand-gated sodium channel activity. Lineage: Eukaryota; Metazoa; Arthropoda; Insecta; Diptera; Tephritidae. The coding region runs from base 657 to 2519 and encodes 620 amino acids. Gene Ontology annotation, biological process: sodium ion transmembrane transport. Gene Ontology annotation, cellular component: membrane.